CCUCGCUCGCUCGCUCGCUCGCUCCCUCCCCCCGGCCGGCUCGGCGCUGACUCCGCCGCACGCUGCAGCCGCGGCUGGAAGAUGGCGGGGAACGACUGCGGCGCGCUGCUGGACGAAGAGCUCUCCUCCUUCUUCCUCAACUAUCUCGCCGACGCGCAGAGUGGGGUGUCUGGGGAGGAGCAACUCUGCGCAGACUUUCCUGAGCUUGACCUCUCCCAGCUGGACGCCAGUGACUUUGACUCAGCCACCUGCUUUGGGGAGCUGCAGUGGUGCUCAGAGAACUCUGAGACUGAACCCAGCCAGUACAGCCCCGAUGACUCCGAGCUCUUCCAGAUAACUGACAGCGAGAAUGAGGCCCUCCUGGCAGCUCUCACCAAGACCCUGGACGACAUCCCUGAAGAUGACGUGGGUCUGGCUGCCUUCCCGGCCCUGGAUGGUGGAGAUGCACCAUCCUGCACUUCUUCAGCUUCGCCUGCCCCCUCAUCCUCACCCCCCAGUCCCAGCCCCUCACUGGAGAGACCCCAGCCCCUGGCACCUGAGGUGGAUGACCUCUCACUGCUGCAGAAACUCCUUCUCGCCACAUCCUACCCAGCCUCAAGCUCCGACACCCAGAAGGAAGGCACCGCCUGGCGCCAGGCAGGCCUCAGGUCCAGGAAUCAGCGGCCUUGUGUCAAGAUGGACAGCACCCAAGACAAGAAGGCCCCCACAGUGCAGUCUCAGGGCCGGAGUUGUACAGAACUGCAUAAGCACCUCACGUCAGUGCCAUCUUGCCCCCAGACUAAAGCCCGCUCCCCAGACAGGGGCUUGCAGCCACCACCGGCCCUGAGUCCCCCGCUCCCAGCCAAGGAGGAUGAGGAAGCUAGUGAGGACUGCCCGAGCCCCCAGCCAGCUCCAGCCUUGCCCCAGGACUCCCCAACACCGGGCAGGGCAGGCCCUGGCACCCAGGUGUCCCGGGAAGACAUGCAGGCGAUGGUGCAGCUCAUUCGCUACAUGCACACUUACUGCCUCCCCCAGAGGAAGCUGCCCCCCCAGGCCUCUGAGCCAGCCCCCCAGCCCUGCAGCAGCCCCUCCAAGCAGGUCAAACCCCGGCCCCGGUCCCAACACCCUUCCAAAGGCUCCUGGGCCGAGUUCUCCAUCCUGAGGGAACUUCUGGCUCAGGAUGUCCUCUGCGAUGUCAGCAAACCUUACCGCCUGGCCACACCUGUCUACGCCUCCCUCACACCCCGCCCCAGGCCCAGGCCCCCCAAAGACAGCCAGGCCUCCCCUGGCCACCCAUCCCCUGUGGAGGAGGUGAGGAUCACAGCUUCACCCCGGAGCACUGGGCCCAGACCCAGCCUGCGCCCACUGCGGCUUGACGUGAAAGGACACACUGGCCGGACAGCCAGGCUGCAGCGGGAGGAGGAAGAGGAGGAGGAGGAUGAAGAGGAGGAAGAGGACGAAAAAGAUGAGGAAGAGGAGGAGGAGGAGUGGGGCCGGAAAAGACCAGGUCGAGGCCUGCCAUGGACCAAGCUGGGAAGGAAGCUGGAGAGCUCCGUGUGCCCUGUGCGGCGUUCCAGGAGACUGAACCCGGAGCUGGGCCCCUGGCUGGCGUUCUCUGAUGAGUCUCUGGUCCCUGUGGAGCCCCAGGGAACUCUGCCCUCACUGCGCCUGGCUUCCGAGGCCUACGACGUGGAGGGGGCACUGGGCAGCCCCACAGAUGAGGACAGUGGCCAGGACCAGCAGCUCCCACGGGGACCCCAGAUCCCGGCUCUGGAGAGCCCCUGUGAGAGUGGGUGUGGGGACACGGAUGAGGACCCCAGCUGCCCACGGCUCCCUUCCAGAGACUCUCCCAGGUGCCUCAUGCUGGCCUUGUCACAAAGUGACCCUCCUUUUGGCAGGAAGAGCUUUGAGCAGACCUUGACGGUGGAGCUCUGUGGCACCGCAGGACUCACCCCACCCACCACACCUCCCUACAAACCGACAGAGGAGGACCCCUUCAAGCCAGACAUCAAACACAGCCCAGGCAUAGACAGAGCUCCCAGUCUCCCCAGCUUGGAGGGCCUCCAGCUUGGGCCCGCCACAGCAGCUGCCCCCAAGCUGCCGAAGAAGCAACCAGAACGGAGCGAGCUCCUGUCACACCUGCGGCAUGCUACAGCCCAGCCGGCCUCCCAGACGGGUCAGAAGCGCCCCUUCUCCUGUUCCUUUGGAGACCACGAUUACUGCCAGGUGCUUAAGCCAGAAGGCGCCCUGCAGAGGAAGGUGCUGAGGUCCUGGGAGCCGUCUGGGGUCCAUCUUGAGGACUGCCGCCAACAAGGUGCCCCACGGGCUGAGGUGCAGGCCUCUGCCAGGGAGGAAGACAGAAGCUGUGACAGUGGGGAUCCCGCCAAGGACAACGUGCCCCUGAGAGACCAUGAGAUCCGCGCCAGCCUCACCAAGCACUUUGGGCUUCUGGAGACUGCCCUGGAGGAUGAAGACCUGGCCUCCUGUAAGAGUCCUGAGUAUGACACGGUCUUUGAGGACAGCAGCAGCAGCAGUGGUGAGAGCAGCUUCCUCCUGGAGGAGGAGGAGGAAGAGGAGGAUGAAGAAGAGGACUCAGGGGUCAGCCCUCCUCGCUCUGACCACUGCCCCUACCAGAGCCCACCAAGCAAGGCCAGUCGGCAGCUCUGUUCCCGCAGCCGCUCCAGCUCUGGCUCCUCUUCCUGCCGCUCCCGGUCACCAGCCACCCGAAGGACCUUCAGAUGUGAGAGCAGAGGGCCGUGUUCAGACAGAACGCCAAGCGUCCGGCACGCCAGGAAGCGGCGGGAAAAGGCCAUUCAGGGCGAAGGCCGUGUGGUGUACGUUCGAAAUCUCUCCAGUGACAUGAGCUCCCGAGAGCUGAAGAGGCGCUUUGAAGUAUUUGGUGAGAUUGUGGAGUGCCAGGUGCUGACAAGAAGCAAGAGAGGCGAGAAGUAUGGCUUCAUCACCUACCGGUGUUCUGAGCACGCUGCCCUGUCUCUGAGGAACGGCGCUGCCCUGCGGAAACGCCACGAGCCCUCCUUCCAGCUGAGCUACGGAGGGCUCCAGCACUUCUGCUGGCCCAGACACACUGACUAUGAUUCCAAUUCAGAAGAGGCCCUUCCUGCAUCAGUGAAAACCAAGUACGAAGCCAUGGAUUUUGACAGCUUACUGAAGGAGGCCCAGCAGAGCCUGCAUUGAUAACAGCCUUAACCUUCGAGGAAUACCUCAAUACCUCAGACAAGGCCCUUCCAAUAUGUUUACGUUUUCAAAGAAAUUAAGUCUAUGAGAAGGAGAGAGAGCGAGCGCGUGAGAGAACACACGUGAGAGAGAGAGAGACUUGAAACUGCUGUCCUUUUAAAAAAAAAAAUCAAUGUUUACAUUGAACAAAGCUGCUUCUGUCUGUGAGUUUCCAUGGUGUUAAUGUUCCACUGCCACAUUAGUGUCCUCGCUUCCGGCGGGUGGCCCCGGGUGCGCCUCCAAGUGCUGGGUCAGUCACCCAUCUCCCCUUUCUUCCCGAGAACUUCCCCUCGUAGACGUGCAGCCGUGUUCACCAUAACAUUUCUUGUCUAUAGUAUGUGAUGAUGAAAUUGUUACUCGUGAAUAGAAUCAGGAUUAUAAACUCAUUUUUAAUUGAAGAAAAAAAAAGUAUAUCCUUAAAAUAAUGUAUUUAUGGCUCAGAUGUACUGUGCCUGGGAUUAUUGUAUCGCUUCCUUGAUUUUUUAACUAUGCACUGUUGUGAGGUGUUUGCCACUGAGCUGCUCUGCUCCCUCUGCCAGAAUGCCCUCGAGGUGCUGGGCAGCUGGUGGGUUGGUCCCCAGGGAAGUGUGGCCUGCAGCCACACCAGGAGCAGUGGAGAGAGGUUCUGGGACCUUCCUGCCUAGCUCUGCCCCAUUGCUCACUGAGCACGUGCAGGUCCAGUUAUGGUUGGAGCCCCCAUCUGGUGCCAGCUUGUGCUCAGGGCUUGUGCCUGGCCUGGAGUGCUCAUAUCCUAUCCUGGCCGGCCUUGUAUGGAAGGUGGGGCAAGCUGCAUUGCUCUUGUUUUUCCAGGGGAGGCGGGCAGUGGUCCCAAGAGGUGAGAUGACUUGCCCGAAGUCCCACAGCCAGUGAAAGGGCAGAGCAGUGACCCAGCUGAGGUCUCCUGAUUCCUGGGCCCCUGCUCGUGCAGUAGCUGGGGUAAAGGUACACAGCUCCAGGGACUGGUAGAGGUGAGGGCGGCUACGCUGGGCCACAGGCGAGAAGCCUGUGGGCUUACUCUGAGGGGUAAGUCAACAGCUGACUCACUAGCAUUAGGCAAGUUUAGGCUCGGGCAUGUAUCUUAAUCCAGAGGGUUCUGUGGAUAUCUACACCUGUGGACAUGCCAUCAGAGCUUCAGUGACACACCUGGAGAGGCACAGGCAGGUGAUCUGGGAGCAAUCAUCCCUUUGGGGCCAGCCAUCAACCCAUCCUACUACUACCUUGUCUUUCCCUUGUCUUCACUUGUAAAGCCGUUUUGGUGGCAUGGGGCGAGGGGAGCAGGAGGGGCAUGUGAAGGCCAGGGGUGGAUAAGACAGUCUCCAAGGUCCUUGCCAACUUUGACAACAUUCUAGUUGGGCUUCACUUUAAAAUUUCUGUUCUUGAGUGAUGUCAAACCAUGUCCACCUUGGAUGUUCUGCAGGUGUCUUCGGGGCCAUUCGUGAGGGAAAGCAUGGCCAGGCAGGGUAUGAGCUUGUUACUUCUGCUUCAGACAGAGCGGCUCCACCUUAAUCUGGUUCAUAUGUCAGGGUUCCUUGGGAAAUGUUUGUAUUAAAAAGAAAAGAGAAAGAGUCCUGCUUGCUUUCAAAAUGUUUGAAAUUAACCCAUUAAAACUAAAGAAGCUAAUUUAAUCUAUUGCGAUUGCCAGGCUUAGAAAUUUGAGACUUGGUAGUUGAUUAUUAUUAUUUUUAUCAAAUUAAUCAUUUGAUAAAAUGAUUAUUUUAAUUGAUCAUCAAAUGCCUUAGUAGGUAUGCUGAGCCAAUGAGCUUGUCCUAAGAGGUGAACAUACUCCAAGCCUGCGGAGAAGGCCGGAGGAAACGGGCUUUAGAAGGAAUAGCGAAUUUGAGCUCCUGUGUAUCAAGUCACUUGAUCUCCCUGGGCCCCAACUUCCUUUUCUGAAAGGACUGAGAGGGAGAAGUAGGCAAGUAGAUCCCUAAGGUCCCCAGCCCUCUCUGAAUCUAACCUUCUGCAAAGGUGGUAUCUAGCUCAAGAUGGGAAAUACAUGGCACAUGUGCCACUACUCCCACAUCCUUGGCCAGUGGCAGACAUAACUAAUCGACCACAGUACUCCUGUUCUUUGAGCUUGGUCAUACUUUUAGAACUCUCAACACAGUGCUCUGGGCAGCCAUUACUAACAUCAGAGUUUAACCUAUUUGACAUCCUGGUCUGAUCUUUGAAAGGCUCCCAAUUCUACAGAACCAAAUGGUGACUGGGUUUCAUGCUGGCUCAUCCUUGUCUCUCAUGUCCUGAUCUAAGAGAGAAAAGUCCCCUAAAGCGAUUCAUUGGCACAGGACUCCCAAUAAUACUGUGACACACAACCCCCACUUGGGUGGCGGGUAGAGCAAGUGGAAUAGCAGAUGUGAAAUGUUUGAGGGAGGUGGGGUUUAUGAGGAUAAACCCAAGAAAAGGACUUUCCACAGCACAGACCUGAACGUCGUAAAUUCCUUUUAUAGCUCUUCACUGCCUAGCAUACAGUAGGCACAUAAUAAAUGGUUAUGGAAUGCAAUAGAAUAGAAUUUAAAUCUGUCUGCUGCCUCCCCUGAGUCCUGAUUUGACCAAGGAGUACACUGAGGUUUCAUCCUGUGGAAGCCAAGAGGAAGGAACUCCAGAGUCUGGAGAGCUGGGUUGAGUCUUGGCUCCACCAAGGACUUCGUGACCUUGCUAAAGUCCUCGCCCUCCCCUCCGCACCAGAAGGAGUUGGACUAGAGGUUCUCUAAGCCCCUGCUAUUUGCUUCUUCUUUGCUCACCCUAGGCCAGAGCUUCUACCCUGGGCAGGUGGUACCAGAGGGUAAAGAAAUACCAGGUUGUAGUGGAAGACCAGUCUCUCCCUCCCCUCUUCUGGGUCAGCUGAGGCUGCCCAUCCACUUCAGAUUAAUACAGGGCACUUGAAGUCACUUAGAUACUGCCCCUUGAGCAGAGCAGAGAUCUGAGCAUGGCACUGGGAGGUAACGUGCCUAAGGUCAGGGCUGGCUGCGGUGGGAGAGGAAGCCUGCCAAGACCGCCAAGCAGUUUCUGCUUGCCAUCCCAUCCAUAAAAGGCUACAAGUUCUAAAAGUGACCAAGCCUGCAGACAACCUCUAUCUGGAAGACUCAUUCGGUGCUGUGUAUUAUUAACCAAGGAGACUCCAAGGUCUCUCCAGGAAAACUUGUCCACCUUGGUCUCUUGCCCACCAUAUUAAGGAGUAAACCCAGAGGGAGCAGCGGCCACUGGCAACCAUCUCAUUGUAGCUCUGUCCUAGUAUUUGCUCUGGAUGAUGUUUACAUGUGUUUGCCAUAAAAGCUUACUGUAGACUGUGUUGACAGCCGCCCGUGUGGGGCAGGUUGUACUGUCCGUCUCUGUGCCGUGCUGGUGUUUCCAGAAAUGUCCGAUCCAACCACUAAGUGGAAUUCAUCUCCUUCCUCAGUCGGUACCAGGCUGAAUCAGAAUCCUCACUCUUGGGGGUUCUGGUUGCCUAAGGAAAAUGCAUCAAAGAGGUAAAGAAUAUGAGUGGAUGGAGUGCAGAGAAAGCCGACCACCCCCCCCCCCCGCCCCCCAUUAGCCCACCACAUCUUGCUCCCAAGCCAGGAAACUGUUUUGAGUCAAAGAGCCACGAGUCAGGUGUCUGCAUCUGCUGUGAGGCCUUGCAGUGUUGGCAUGUUGACCGUGCUCAGGGGAGAGGCAGGGCUUUGGGGGCUUCGGGGGGCAGGGGGAGGAAGGGAGGAGCGCUCGGAGGUGCAAACACUCAGUACCCAAGUCCCGAUGCAGGAAGAGAUGCAUAAAGCCUAUGCUCUUAGAGGUUUUGAGCGUGGUCUCUUCUGGGCAGAUGCGGCACGCGUGCCGAGGUGAGGGGGCGGCAGGGAGGGCACUGACACGUCGUCCUCCUGCGUGGGCUGGGGAGGACCUCCUGCCAGGCCUGGGCUUCCGUUGAAAUCACAGCUGAGCCUCCAGCUUGAGGGAGGGGCUGUCCCAGCUGUGAAGCAGAACCAACCCUAGACACUCGGUUGAUCUAACUCCCUGACGUCAAAACCGCAGUGUUUUCUUAGCAUUUGAGAUCUAGCAGUUCCCCUCCAAUAGGACGAAGGGAAGAAAUUGGAUGUACGGUAGCAAAUAAAGUGAACCUCAUGGUUUUGUUGGCCAAAGAAGAGGGACCCCCUCACCCCUUCCCACUGGGGCAGAAGGAGAGCAGUUAGUGCUUGUGUGCAAUAUGUUGGAGCUGGCCCCCGAGUCCCGGGGGGGCAUCUGCCCACAUAGGUGGGCUCCGGGGCUGCCUGCUUGAGUCCGGAGGUACAGGGUAAAUGGAGGGAGAGCUCGGGAGCUGGGAAACCCACAGAAAUGUCUUGGCCUGAAACAGAUGGUGGGGUGGGGGGAGGACCCGUAGGAGGCGGCUGCAGGACGUCCAGGAGGCAGGCAGAGGCUGACUUUGCAUUGAAGCAAUAAAAGCACUUUGAGAAAACCACACUGCAGCCCGGCUCCAUGUUUCUACCCGGCAGAUUCGGGUCUCCCUGGGCUGUGUGAGGGACUCUCCUAGGCCCUGGGCGGGGGUCAGGAGGGGGGCUGGUGGGAGAGGGCAGAGCCAGGCCUAGAGUGAGCCCUCGGCCCGCCUUCUUGUUGGAGGCCCCAGUUUAGAUCUUGGUACCGAUUUUUCAUGGAUGGAUUACAAAGUCAAAGCAGCCCAGCUGACGGAAACGGGUUUCCAGAGCAAGUCACGUAACUAUAUAAGCCAUCUCAGUGAGAGACCCGAUGUUUCUCACUUGCUGUGUGAUCUGGGACCUCUGUUCCCUCCACUAAUGAAGGAGAACAUUGGGCAGAAUGAGCACCAGGGUCCCUUUCGAGCCCAAUAGGCUCGGGUUCCCACCCUGGAGCCCCGGGCGUGGGUCACUAACCUGUGAAACCGAUCCCAUCCUCUGGCUGCGCCCAGCUCGAGGCCUGGGUGAGAGUUCUCUGCGAGGUAACCAACCAGCAGCAGAUUCAAGCCCACCCGGUCCUGGCCGAGCUACCUUGUGUGCAGGCCAGCUCCCCAGGACAGAUCUAAGCCAUAGUUUCUCAUGGGGAUGGUGAGAAGUUCGACCCCAGCUUGGCCAGGUGGCGGUUUCGAAUCUCACAUUAGCCUCGUCAUCGUCCCCACCGAACAGCUUUUAAUCCGAAUGUUGUGAUGACCGCUUGGCUGUUUGUCUCUUGCUCUCAGACGAUACUAGCAAUACACUCUCUCCCCCCCGCCCCCGCAAAACAGCUUAACUUAGGCACUUUUCCAUACAUUUCCUCCAAAUGAUUGUAACACCUCUGGGGCAACAGGGAGGCAUUGAUCACACCGCAUAUAUCUAGGGCAGCUUUUUGCUUUUUGUUUCUGUAAUAAUACAGCAGCGGUGGCUGAGGCUUUGAGAUCCCGGAGGACAGGUUUGCAGGUAUUCCGUGUCCUCAGAACACCUUGCACAUUUGGAAGCAGCGUAGACAUCCGACUCCCCGGACCGGGGGCGCCUUGGAAAAUCCGGUUUUGUUAGGUGGUCCGUCCCUGGGCAGAGCAACACCUCAAAGCCUUGUUUCUAUAGCUGAACCCCCUCUGUGCUGUCUUGUCAAAGGAUCCUGCAAGGAAGCCCAGCGGAGCCGCCUCUUGCGCGUGGCCCGCCGGGCGCCUGGGUGGCUUGUGAAGGGAUUGGUCAGCUUCCACCUCAGCACUUUGCCUUAUCAACGUCUGGUCGCCCUCUAGUGGCCAAGGACUGUCUCCACCAGCUACCCAGAUGGAAGGCAAAGACAUCCUUUCGGCCACCUUGCUGCCCCAACACCCAUUCGGGGAAUUACAUGUCAUGACUUGAGUGAACCGUCUUCUGUGUGUAGAGCCCAAUGUAACACCAGUCAGAAGACUCCAGAAGCAACCACUAAGUAGACUCUUGCACAGACUUGAGAAGCACACUAGUUAUCCUGUGGGCAGAGGAGACAGGAGUGGGCCCCGGGGAGGGGGUGGGGGUUACUCUAACUGCAAUACUAGCAGCUCAGCUGCUGAUCUUGUUAAGUGAACCUCUGCUGGGUGGCCCGCACUGUACCCUUGGGGCAGGCAAAGAGGCUGGGUGUGAGGAUUCUGGGGGCGGGGGGCCUGGCCAUGGCCUUUGAUACGGUCCACUGAAGAGCCAAACAGGUUUUUUGGUUUGUUUUUUUGUAUUUUGUAUUUUAAAAAUGUUGUCAAGUGUUUUUGUGUUAGGAAUAAAAAGUCAUAAACUCUUCCCAACUUCGUUUCUUGAGGGGUGUUCUGAUUCCGAUGGAAACAGGUUGGAAAUCUCAAGGGGUGUGUGGUCAGUGGAACGGGGAGGCGGACCACUUGAAUUUCCAGAUGGUUCCUGGGGGGAAGGUGACCAUCCGGAAGGCUGGCUCAGUGCAGCCUGCUGGGAAAUUCACGCCCACCCCCUUGUGCCACGGUAUUAGCAUUGGCUUUGAGCUUUGAGCACAGCUUCCUCCAGAGGCAGGUGCUAAGGUUGAAACCGACACAAGAUCCCUCUCCCCAACCCCAGGUUUUAAAGAGAUGGUGUCUGUAGCUAGCCUUAAUCGACUGGGCGAGGUGGUCCCUAUGGUCCCUUCCAGCAUUUCCAAAUCUUGGACUCAAAUCUUUUUCUCUUGGUAUGACCGUGCAGCCUAGAGAAUUCUGAGCAAUAGGGAGCCAGGGCUUUCCCCGGCUCUGUGACAGGGUCAAACCAGGGAAUGGCUAAACUUGUUAGGUUUGGGCAUCCCCAGGGGUACUACUGUAGGGGGCAUUAUUGAUUGGGAAGCUCAACAAGGUAACUACAGCCUGGGGUGCGUGAGCGCAAGGCUGUGUAUGUAUGUGCGUGUGUGCGUGUGUGUGCGUGUGUGCCUGUGUGUGUGUGUAUUUGUCUGCUCGUGUGCACGCCUGUGUGUGUAUGUGUGGAAUUACAUUGAUGCAUUUCUUGAGAAAGGUGCAAGAAUUUCACCUACACAGAGGGACACAUCUGCUUUGUUAUUUAUAAUAGAAAGCUAAAUUUUAAUUUUUUAAAGGACACUGCUAAUGAUUGAGAAUCGAGUUUUUAGUUUUGCUAUUUUUUUUAAUUGGUAGAGGAUUUUUAUAUAUUUUUUCCAUUUUGUUGGGUUGUGUCCUUAUUUAUAUAAAUACUUUAUCUGUAAGAGGCAAGGAAGAGACCUUCUUUGCUUUUAAUUAUUGUGGUUGUCAUCGUCCCUAUUUUAUUUCUGGUGUGAUUUAUCUGUCUUACCUUCUAAAUGAGAAACCGUUUUCCUGUAUUUGUACAUUGUCAGAUUCUAUAGUUUCAUAGAUAAUUUAACCAAAUUGCUCUAUGUAUUAUUAUUCCGUGAGUAUAAAGUUCUAUUUUAAUGUCUGUAAAUACUUCAAAACUGGCUUCUUUUCUCAGACUCCCACUGUGGGGUUAUUGUUUACAUCACAAAAACUGUAGAAUCUCUAUGCUCAUGUACUGUAAAUAGUGAAGUGAUCUGCUUAUAAAUAAACUUAACAAAUACACUAUGGAGAUUAAAAAGAAAAUACCACGACA
Molecule: messenger RNA, 10691 nt
Organism: Nyctereutes procyonoides (raccoon dog)
Lineage: Eukaryota; Metazoa; Chordata; Mammalia; Carnivora; Canidae
Gene: PPARGC1B
Product: PPARG coactivator 1 beta
Exons: 12
Coding region: 82-3174 (1030 amino acids)
Biological process (GO): positive regulation of transcription by RNA polymerase II
Cellular component (GO): nucleus
Molecular function (GO): RNA binding; transcription factor binding
Source: RefSeq, a predicted model, not a curated record